UUCAACAUCAUACUCAUACACCAACAAAAUGGCGAAAAAGAAGGCACCCUCAAUCCACUCCCGCGCCGCUCGUCGCGCAACAGACAUCGACAUCGACACCGACAAGUCUCUAAAAGAAAUCAAGCCUCCCCGCGAUGCCACCCAACGUCCCUCCGUUCUAGCGGCGCACCACUCCGCUGGUAUCACCAAGAAGGCCAAGCGCGGUCGCAAAGAGAAGAUGUCUGCCAAAGCUAGGAAACGUCAUGAGAAGGGCCUCGAGAUGGCUGCUGCUGUUGUGGAGCGUACCAAGAGUAAGGUCGAGAAGAGUAAAGGUCGAGGGAGGAAUAUUCAGCAGAGAAGUAAAAAUUGGGAUGAGAUUAACAAGGCUGCUGAAGAGGCUGAUGGUGCGGAGAGUGCGGAGAGUGAUGCCGAGGUGAAGGGGCGUGGAGUCGAUAUGGACGAGGAUAUGGAUGUUGCGGACGAGGCCUUGCCGUCUGCAGAGGUCACCACUCCUGCGGCGGUACCUCUACCCGCAGACGAGGAUGGUGAUGAGAUCCUUUAGUUCUUGGGACUGGACUUUGGAGUUUGGUGUCUAAAAUGGGCUCAAUAUCCGGGAGACGACAACCGGACUGAUGACUUUCUUUAUUCGGCUAUAGACUUGACUGGCAGAUACCCAGUAGAUUAUGUUAUAUCAAGCAUUUACGCG
Messenger RNA from Fusarium oxysporum Fo47, 685 nucleotides. Its product is annotated as Alb1-domain-containing protein. NCBI's taxonomy places the organism in Eukaryota, Fungi, Ascomycota, Sordariomycetes, Hypocreales, Nectriaceae. Gene Ontology annotation, cellular component: nucleolus; preribosome, large subunit precursor. The coding region runs from base 29 to 541 and encodes 170 amino acids. The transcript has 2 exons. Gene Ontology annotation, biological process: ribosomal large subunit export from nucleus. The record is from RefSeq and is a predicted model, not a curated record.